This is a messenger RNA of Juglans regia (Persian walnut), 2420 nucleotides long. Its product is annotated as ferric reduction oxidase 2-like. Lineage: Eukaryota; Viridiplantae; Streptophyta; Magnoliopsida; Fagales; Juglandaceae. The record is from RefSeq and is a predicted model, not a curated record. Gene Ontology annotation, cellular component: plasma membrane. Gene Ontology annotation, molecular function: oxidoreductase activity. Bases 43 to 2223 code for a protein of 726 amino acids. The transcript is spliced from 8 exons.
AAUAAAAAAGAAUAGAGAGAGAGAUCAUAGAUAUAGAGAGAGAUGGAUGCAAACAUGGUGAUCAAAAAGCCACCUUCUUCUUCUUCUUCGCAUGAAGAAAUCAUGAUGCUGAAAGUUAAGGCAGCCAUGAGGCUGGUAUUGAUGGCAGUCUUUCUGGGGAGUCUUUUGAUGUGGAUCAUGAUGCCCACCAACACAUACAAGCUAGACUGGCUGCCCACUAUCCGAUCAAAGACUAACUCCACAUAUUUUGGGACGGAAGGUGCAACACUUCUGAUUUACACCUUUCCCGUUCUGUUUAUUGCUGCCGUGGGUUGUGUCUUCCUCCAUUUUGGAACCAAAUUGAAUAACGUUAGUAAAAUGCAAAGCAAUGGCAAAAAUCAUAAGUUUGCAGCCUGGAAGCAACCGGCGCUGGUAAAAGGCCCUCUGGGGAUAGUUUCAGGCAUAGAGCUGGGGUUUUUCAUCAUGUUCAUUGCACUCUUAGUUUGGUCUUUUGCAACAUAUCUACGCAACAAAUUCGCUAAAAUCACCCCAUCAUCAGCAGCAAAGAACGGCGAGGAAGUAUGGCAAUCUAAGUUGGACACAGCAGGUUUAAUUCUAGGACUGGUCGGAAACUUAUGUUUGGCAUUUCUCUUCUUCCCGGUGACUCGAGGGUCAUCGGUGCUGCCAAUAUUCGGCCUCACCUCAGAGGGUAGCAUCAAGUACCACAUAUGGCUUGGUCACAUCGUCAUGACUUUCUUCACUGCUCAUGGCACUUGUUUUCUUGUCUACUGGGCUCUCACCAAUAACAUUUCCCAGAUGCUUCACUGGGAAAAAACUGGGGUAUCAAAUGUGGCAGGAGAGCUAGCCUUGCUAGCCGGAUUAGCCAUGUGGUUUACAACAUUCCCUCGCAUACGCAGAAAAUUCUUCGAGCUCUUCUUUUACACCCAUUACCUUUACAUUCUCUUCAUGAUCUUCUUCAUUCUCCAUGUUGGCUUCACCUUCUGCACCAUGAUGCUGCCCUCUUUCUACCUCUUCGUUGUCGACCGUUACCUCAGGUUUCUACAGUCACGACAAAAUGUUCGAUUGAUUUCUGCCCGAGUUCUGCCUGGUCAAACUCUGGAACUCAACUUUGCCAAGAGUUUGGGCUUGAGAUAUAAUCCCUUGAGCGUGGUGUUCAUAAACGUGCCUACCAUUUCCAAGUUACAGUGGCAUCCAUUUACUGUGACUUCCAACAGCAAUUUGGAAGAUGACAAGCUCAGCGUUGUUGUUAAAGGCGAUGGAAGUUGGACCAAGAAGCUCUACCACAUGCUUUCAUCACCUACUAAUAAUUCCCUCCAUCGCCUCGAGGUCUCGGUUGAAGGACCGUAUGGGCCGGCUUCAACAGAUUUUUUCAGGUUUGACACCCUUGUGAUGGUGAGUGGAGGCAGCGGCAUUACUCCAUUCAUAUCUAUCAUUCGAGAGCUCAUGUUCAUGAGCAAUACGCCCAUGAAUUGCAAAAUUCCAAAAGUGAUCCUGAUCUCUGCAUUCAAGAAUUCCUCCGACCUCACCAUGCUAGACCUCAUCCUUCCUAUCUCUGCAACACCGGCCAGCUCUGACAUGAUCUCCAAACUGCAGCUACAGAUUGAAGCCUUCAUAACAAGAGAAGAAGAACCCAAAACAGAUAACUCAAUGCCCGGCCUUAGAGUCAUAAGGUUCAAGCCCCAUGAAACAGAUGCACCCUUGUCUGCCAUUUUAGGCCCCAACAGCUGGCUUUGGCUUGGCAUGAUAAUAGCAUCUUCCUUUGUCAUUUUCCUUUUGUUAACGGGAAUCAUUACUCGCUAUUAUAUAUAUCCUAUCGACCACAAUACCAAUAACAUAUUCUCGAGCUCUUGGAGAGCAGUGAUUAAUAUGUUAGUCUUGUGCUUCUGCAUAGCCAUGAUAGCCAGUGUAGCAGUUUUUUGGAACAAGAGGCAGAAUGCCAUUGAAGCUAAGCAAGUUCAGAACAUGGAACAAGGGGCAAUGGGGUCUCCGAGCUCUUAUCAUGAUAUGGAGUUGGAAAGCCUCCCUCACCAGUCUCUUGCCCAAGCUAUCAACGUGCACUUUGGUGGAAGACCUGACCUAAAGAGAAUGCUACUAGGGUCCCAAGGAUCAAGUAUAAAAGUUCUGGCAUCAGGCCCGAAGAGGUUGAGAAAUGAGGUUGCGGCCAUUUGUUCGUCAGGUUCUGCAGAUAAUCUGCACUUUGAAUCCAUUAGCUUUACUUGGUGAAAUCCUCAAAAGUCUGGCUCUGCUACAAAUUAGAAUUAAGGUUGUGUCUAUAUAUAUGCGUGUGUGUGUGUGUUGGUAGAAGUUGGAACUUCGUGUUUUUGUUCGAUACAAUAAUCGGAGGUGCAUGUAGCCGUCUAUGUUGAAAUUCUCUUGAUUUGAAAUGAAACGGAUCAAAUGGAGAGGAUCAGUUUUGUCAA